AUGGUGAACCAGCGCACGUGCCGCGACAGCUUCUUCAAGCUCUGUUUGACGGUGCUGGUGAUGGACGGCGAAAACCUGACAGAGUUGCUCGCCGUUAACAACGCGAUGCUGAUUGCCGCUAGUGGGCAGCAUAAACGGCGCCGCCGUUUGAUAUCGAAGGGGUUAUUGUUCCCAGAGUGGGUGGCGGCGGCCGACCGGAAGCUGCUGGCGGCGUCGGACGUGAAAUCGGAUCUCAUGGUGUCGAAGGAUGGCUCCGGCAACUACAAAUCCAUUGUCAAAGCCGUGGUGGCUUCGGCCAAGGCGAGGGGCCGAAGCAUAGCGAGGUUCAUGAUUCACGUGAAGGCCGGCGUCUACCAAGAGAACGUAGAGAUUCCUGUAUAA
This is a messenger RNA of Zingiber officinale, 381 nucleotides long. RefSeq names its product pectinesterase/pectinesterase inhibitor U1-like. Gene Ontology annotation, biological process: cell wall modification. Lineage: Eukaryota; Viridiplantae; Streptophyta; Magnoliopsida; Zingiberales; Zingiberaceae. The coding region runs from base 1 to 381 and encodes 126 amino acids. Gene Ontology annotation, molecular function: pectinesterase activity; pectinesterase inhibitor activity. The record is from RefSeq and is a predicted model, not a curated record. The transcript has a single exon.